AUGAAUACUACUAUCUGUCAUAGCUCCGGCGACUAUACCGUCUCCGCCCAGGCAGUAGGACGCCGCACCAUAUGUGACGUGUACCAGGCACAGGUCACGGCCAAUGAAAACACGAAAGACGUGUUGAUAGCUGUAGGGGAGAAACGGCGUGGUAGAUACUACUCUUUGAAGAGGGAUUGCGUGGAUAAUUUGGAAGCUCAAGAACAUCCGAACAUCUUAAGUCUCGAUCGGAAGUUUAGAGUUGUUUCCGACAACGACGCCGUUUACUAUGGGGUUCUUGACCCUCUGGCUCUCCGUUCUUUAAGAUCGGAGCUUACCUUUUUCCCCGACGGCUUGCAGGAAACCGACGUCGUCGCCAUUAUGAAGGAGGUCGCUAAAGGUUUGGUGCACCUUCAUCAGCGCCGGACCGCGAUGUAUGAGAAUCCGUCCCCUCCGCCAGAGCCCGUCGAAGGUGAGUCUCCUCCUGGUCCAAAGGUCCCUAUUCCGUUGCACAAUGAACUCUCAGCGGCUUGCGUUUUCAUAUCUGAUGAACCGGUCCGAGUUAAACUUGGGUACUUGGCUACCGUAAUUACUUCAGCUGACGAAGCCAGUGGGUCAGAGAUUUUACCCGCUAGCGUUUACCAUGCUCCCGAGAUUUUUCGUGGCCUAGGUGGUUAUCAAUACUCUGAGAAAUCCGAUGUUUUCUCUCUCGGAGUGCUCGGGUUGGAGAUGGCGUAUGGGCGCAUACCCAUAGCGUCCCGUGAAGAAUUUCAGCGACUGGUCAGAAAAAUCGUCAAAAACAAGAUGCUUCCUAAUACUUUCAACCCCAAAAAGAAAACCACAGUGCAGAAGGCAGUGAAGGCUGUACAAAACUUGAUCAAAGAGAAGAACGUCCGUUUUUCCGGCAGGUUUGGAAAAAUGAUGAAGAAGUGUCUAGCUGAAAGUCCCCACGAGCGCCCGACGGCUGCCGAGCUGCUGCAGUACGCUGAAGUUAAAUUCCCCAAUACGUCAGUUGCUAACCUCAGGAUGGAUGCUUUGCUGGAUGAAUCUGAUAUUGCACUGUUGAUUUUAGCUUUUGUUUACGAAAUUAUGCGCUUUUCUGGAAGAGUUCGAGUUGCUGUGAGGUUGCGACCUCGGAAUGCUGAGGAGAUGGUAGCAUAUGCAGAUUUUGCUGAUUGUGUGGAGUUACAGCCAGAGCUGAAAAGGUUGAAACUCCGUAAAAACAAUUGGGACUCAGAUAAUUAUGAGUUUGAUGAGAGUGUUCUAGAUGGUUAUAAUGGGACACUGAUGGCCUUUGGUCAAACUGGUACUGGAAAGACUUAUACUCUAGGAAAACUCGGUGAUGAAGACACCUCUGCUAGGAGGGUGACAUUUAAAAUCCACAUGAUAUGA
Molecule: messenger RNA, 1371 nt
Organism: Striga asiatica
Lineage: Eukaryota; Viridiplantae; Streptophyta; Magnoliopsida; Lamiales; Orobanchaceae
Source: the annotation of a GenBank genome assembly